Fusarium venenatum is the source of this 2604-nucleotide messenger RNA. The record is from RefSeq and is a predicted model, not a curated record. NCBI's taxonomy places the organism in Eukaryota, Fungi, Ascomycota, Sordariomycetes, Hypocreales, Nectriaceae.
AUGGCGAAAAAAGACAUGGAAGAUAUUACGAGUGAAAUGGAAAAGCUGGACUUUCACCAUCCCUACACACCUUAUGAUGUCCAAGAGCAGUUCAUGAAGGCUGUUUAUAAUGUCUUGGAAAGUGGUAAUGGUCAAGUUGGCAUCUUGGAGAGCCCAACUGGUACACAACAGGGCAAGUCGCUUUCACUCAUUUGUGCUUCAUUAACGUGGUUGCGAAAUUACAAAUCCAAUCAAUUCGAAGCCUCAAUUCAAGAAUCCGCAGAAGCAUACAAAGAAGAACCAUCCUGGCUCGUUGAGCAACUCCUUCGUCGCAAGCGUGAAGAGCUUGUCACUCGCUGGGAGGAGCGAGAAAGGCGUCUAGAAACCCUCCGUCUCAAAGAAAAAGCCCAAGAAGAGCGCGCUCGCAAACGCCGUCGCGUUGAGGAUUCGCUACUUAGUGGUGGUAGGUCACGUGUAGUAGAAGAUGAGGAUGCCGAGUGGUUACUCGAUGACCCUGAUGAUCGACAUGAUACCCCUCAAGAUUCGCUGUCAGGGUUGAGUAAGGAGGCGAGAGAAGUCCUCGCGAGUAUUGGUCUGGGAGGGGCUAGGAAGCCCGAGGAGGAAGACGACCUCGUAGAGGAACCGAUCAAGAUCUAUUACACGUCAAGAACACAUUCUCAACUUUCGCAAUUCAUCACCGAACUUCGUCGUCCUUCAUUUCCACCGUCAUUACCGACAUCGCUUGCCAAGCAGGAAGAGACGAAAACCGAAGCAGUCAAACUUCUGCCACUAUCUUCUCGGCAAAGACUAUGCAUCAACCCUUCAGUCUCACGAUUAGGUUCCGUUCAAGCUAUCAAUGACCGCUGCUCAGAGCUUCAGCAACCAAAAUCCGGCCAAAAAUGUCCCUUUGUCCCCAAGGAGGAUCUUGUUUCGCAAACUCACCAAUUUCGUGACUCAGCUUUGGCUACGUUACCCGACAUCGAAGACCUCCAUCAGCUGGGCAAGUCGCUUGCUGUUUGCCCUUACUAUGCAUCACGAACUGCCCUACCAGGUGCUGAGAUCAUCACACUUCCUUACCCUCUCUUAUUGCAGAAAAGUGCAAGAGAUGCUCUUGGGGUCAAAUUGGAAGGCAGCGUUGUCAUCGUUGAUGAAGCGCAUAACAUUAUGGAUGCAGUGGCCAACGUACAUGCAGCUGAAAUAAAGCUGAGCGACUUACGAAGAGGUCGUGGAAUGUUGGGCGUAUAUGUCAAGCGGUUUGGCAAAAAAUUGAAGGGCGUCAAUCGGGUCAACGUUGGAAGAGUAGGAAGAGUCAUUGAUGGUCUUAGCGAAUGGAUGGACGGCGCACUCAAGUUCAAGCAAGAACAUGGCAUCGUGGAUCCUAAUGAUUUGACGCGGCCCAAGGGUAUUGAUCAGAUCAACAUGUUUGAGCUGAUACAGUAUAUCCAAGAAUCGAAGCUCGCCUUCAAAAUCGAGAGUUAUAUAUCCCACGUCGAGAGUGAAGAAUCUGGUGCAAAAACACCCAGAUCAAGCACACCAGUGCUGCACUCUUUGGUAUCGUUUCUCAUCGCCCUCACAAACCUCAGUUCUGAAGGUCGGAUCUUCUACCAAAAGAUCAAAGGUCCCACUUCCGAUAUACAACUUUCUUAUUUGCUUCUAUCGCCGACUCAUGCAUUCUCGUCCAUUGCGUCGAGCGCUAGAGCAGUUAUCCUUGCUGGAGGUACAAUGUCACCGUUUGACGAUUACAAAGACCACCUGUUCCCCUCGCUGGAGCCAGAUAAAGUCACAACUCUGAGCUGUGGCCAUGUCAUUCCACCAGAGAACUUGUGUGUUUGGACGUUAGCAUCAUCACGACCUGGCGCACCACCCUUUGAGUUCAGUUUUCAGAAGCGAGGCGACACAGAAAUGAUAACUCAGUUGGGUCUCGCAGUAUUGAACCUCUGUUCUUUAGUUCCGGACGGCGUUGUUAUUUUCUUCCCCAGUUAUGGAUACCUUGAUGAGGUAGUUUCUGUUUGGCAAAAGAGCCAAGGCACAAGUACACAGUCAGUCUGGGACCGAUUAGGAACGCGCAAAGCAUUGUUUAAAGAAACGAGAGGCGCAUCAAGCGAAGAAGUCCUACAAGAGUACUCUGACGCCAUCCAAGGCGAAAAGAGUAAUGGAAAAGGCGCUCUUCUUCUCAGCGUCGUUGGCGGCAAGAUGUCUGAAGGCAUCAACUUCUCCGACCGUCUUGGUCGCUGUGUACUGGUCAUUGGUCUACCCUAUCCCAAUAUCGCAUCACCAGACUGGAAAGCCAAGAUUGAAUACAUCGAAACGACAACACGAAACAACCUCGUAGCACAGGGCACAACUCAGGAACAAGCCGUGAGCAAAGCGAAACAGACGGCACGGGACUUUUACGAAAACGCUUGCAUGCGGGCCGUCAACCAGAGUAUCGGCCGUGCAAUCCGGCACCGAGGCGACUAUGCGGCGAUAGUGCUCGUGGAUCGACGGUAUGGCACGGAGAGGAUCCGGGGCAAACUACCGGGGUGGAUCAGAGGCGGUUUAGUGGGAGAUAGUCACGAGAAGGGUCUUGGAGGGUUGAUGGGCGCUGUCGGAGGAUUUUUCCGAGGAAAGAAGAGUCAGAGUUAA